Molecule: messenger RNA, 1440 nt
Organism: Morus notabilis
Lineage: Eukaryota; Viridiplantae; Streptophyta; Magnoliopsida; Rosales; Moraceae
Product: protein DETOXIFICATION 16
Exons: 7
Coding region: 41-1279 (412 amino acids)
Biological process (GO): xenobiotic detoxification by transmembrane export across the plasma membrane
Cellular component (GO): membrane
Molecular function (GO): antiporter activity; xenobiotic transmembrane transporter activity
Source: RefSeq, a predicted model, not a curated record
CUUCUCUGAACUUCCUCUCAAAACCUCCUGGAAGUUAGGAAUGGCUAGCGCCUUGGAGACUCUGUGUGGACAAGCCUAUGGAGCCAAACAAUACCACCUGCUUGGAAUUCACAUGCAAAGAGCAGUGCUAACACUUUUGACCAUAAGCAUUCCCCUAUCAGUUAUUUGGUUUUGCACAAGCACCAUUCUCAUUUCACUGCACCAAGACCACGAGAUAUCUACCGGAGCGGGAACUUUCAACCGGUGGAUGAUCCCAAGUCUGUUUGCCUUCGGCCUGCUUCAAUGCCUCAACAGAUUCUUACAAACACAGAACAUUGUUUUCCCUAUGAUGAUAAGCUCUGGGGUCACAGCUCUUCUCCACACCAUUGUUUGCUGGCUUCUUGUCUAUAAAUUUGGCCUUGGGAUUAGAGGAGCGGCCUUGGCAAACAACAUAUCAUAUUGGUUCAAUGUGUUUUUGUUAGCAAUUUAUGUGAAAUUCUCUGGGGCUUGCAGGCAUAGUUGGGCAGGGUUUUCAAAAGAUGCCUUUCAUGAUUUUUUCAGCUUUAUGAGACUUGCCAUUCCUUCAGCAGUGAUGAUAUGCUUUGAAUACUGGUCAUUCGAAAUGAUUGUUCUCUUAUCUGGUCUUCUCAAAAACCCAAAGCUAGAGACAUCAGUGUUGUCAAUAAGUGUGAACACAAUGUGGAUGGUAUACAUGGUCUCUGUUGGACUUGGUGGAGCAAUAAGUUCAAGGGUGUCCAAUGAAUUGGGUGCUGGGCAGCCGCAACGAGCCCGAUUGGCUUUGGUUGUUGCCAUUGUGGUGGCUUUAUCAGAGGGUGUCUUUGUAGGAAUAGUGACAAUUUUGGCACGCCAUGUUUGGGGAAAGCUCUUCAGCAAUGAGAAAGAAGUUAUCAGAUAUGUUGCCAAAAUAAUGCCACUGCUUGCAUUAUCUGAUUUCUUGGAUGGAUUUCAAUGUGUACUUUCAGGUGCUGCUAGGGGAUGUGGAUGGCAAAAGCUCUGUGCAUUCAUAAACCUUGGCGCUUACUAUGUUGUAGCAAUUCCUUCUGCUGUGCUUCUUGCUUUCUUCUUCCAAAUUGGAGCCAUGGGACUUUGGAUUGGGAUAAUAUGUGGACUUUCUGUUCAAGUUAUAGCUCUCAUCACUCUAAUUGCAUGCACUAAUUGGGACAAUGAGGCAAUGAAAGCUGUACGUAGAGUACAAGAAGCUGGCAGAGGUAUUGGCAUCGAAACAGAGAGUUUACUUUCGGAAGAAUUCAAUGCCGACCAGCAUCCAGCACUGACAUAAAUGUUCCUCCUGAGAAAGAGCCAAGAAAUUGUUUACGAUGGAAGAAAUUGGUUCGUGUUAUAAAACAAAUGAAAAUAGCACAAAAAAUAAACUACAAAGCUAACAUGUAUGAGCUCGCAAGUAUGCGAAUCGUAGCAAGUAAUAAAGUGACAAUUUGUCAA